UUGUUGUUUGUGUAUCUCUGCACUUGUACUGCGAAUUUGAAUAUUAUCAUAAAGUGUUAUCUGUUCUCGAUAUAUUUAUUAGAUAAAUCAAGUCAAGAGGGUGGUUGAAUAACGUAGUGCAUAAUUUCGUGAAAAAACUCCAACUACUAUGUGGCUGAACGGUUUGCUAGUUUGCUUGCAAUUUUUCUGGUUGUCUGGGGCCGUUCCUGGUCCUGAAGACGAAUCUUGUCAGACGUAUGCCGGAGGUAAUGUUUACCCACAUACGGCGAACCCGGCUGAACACAAGCUGCAGUUCACGAAGGCAGUCAUAUCAAAACCAGCCCCAUUCUGGGAGAGUACUGCUGUUUUUGAUGGGAAAUUCAUCCAGCUCAAGUCAACUGAUUACCUUGGAAAAUAUUUAGUUUUCUUCUUUUACCCUCUGGAUUUUACUUUUGUCUGCCCGACAGAAAUCCUAGCUUUCAGUGAUAGGAUUGAAGAAUUCCAGAGGAUCAACACUGAAGUGGUGGCUUGCUCUGUGGAUUCCCACUUCACCCACUUGGCGUGGAUUAAUACUCCUAGGAAGGAGGGUGGCUUGGGAAAAGUCAACUUCCCAUUGCUGUCCGACUUGAAUCACAGCAUAUCCAGGGACUAUGGGGUGUUUUUGGAUGACCUAGGACAUACUCUGAGGGGGCUGUUCAUAAUCGACCCCAAAGGCAUCGUCCGGCAGAUCACCAUGAACGAUCUACCGGUCGGCAGGAGCGUGGAUGAGACGCUCCGAUUGGUGCAGGCGUUCCACUACACGGACAAGCACGGGGAAGUGUGUCCGGCCGGAUGGAAACCCGGACAAGAUACGAUAAUUCCCAAUCCAGAAGAGAAGAAGAAAUAUUUCCAGAACCAUUGAUAUUCAGGGGAUGGUAUCAAAGUUGACACUUCAUUAGUGUCAAGACAGUCCAAGCUCUCCAAGACAAAAUAUUUAUUUUUUUACUCACAUACGUUACAUCACAUUUGAUUUUUGAGACUGGGAAACCAUUGUUCAGUUGUGGUGGUGAAUUUAAAAAGUGGAAUUGCUAUGAAGUGCUUUGGAUUUAUCGUGGAAACUUCAAAUUAGUAAUGUUGAUAUAGUUGAGUGACUCUAAAUAAAGUGACCCAAUAUAUCAGUGGUAGGUACUGAAAUAUAAUUCCAUGAUUUUAUAUUUGCUAUCUAUUUUGAACAUAGUUUUUUAAUCCUGUUUAAUCACAGCUGUUCAUCAAAAUAAAUUUAAAAUAUUUGUUUUCUGUAUAAAUAUUUUCAUGUG
Messenger RNA from Phaedon cochleariae (mustard beetle), 1274 nucleotides. NCBI's taxonomy places the organism in Eukaryota, Metazoa, Arthropoda, Insecta, Coleoptera, Chrysomelidae. The record is from the annotation of a GenBank genome assembly.